Messenger RNA from Cololabis saira (Pacific saury), 1994 nucleotides. It is a transcript of the gene adhfe1, whose product is annotated as alcohol dehydrogenase iron containing 1. Bases 85 to 1485 code for a protein of 466 amino acids. The transcript is spliced from 14 exons. Gene Ontology annotation, cellular component: mitochondrion. Lineage: Eukaryota; Metazoa; Chordata; Actinopteri; Beloniformes; Belonidae. Gene Ontology annotation, molecular function: metal ion binding; alcohol dehydrogenase (NAD+) activity. The record is from RefSeq and is a predicted model, not a curated record.
UUUAUUGUGAAGCGCAGUAAAAGAGGACCAUAACCGGGUACUUUUGCUCGGGUGGUCUUCAUUCCUCAGUGGGUCAAAUCGGACAUGGCAGGACGAGACCGAGUCGUGCAUCUGCUCCGGCUGCUGGAGCGCGCCGCGUGCAGGUGUCCUGCUCACUCCAACACCUUCCAGCGAGAUGUCGGAACUGCAAACUGCAUCGUCAGGAAAACGGAGUACGCCUUCGAGAUGGCGAGUUCCAACAUCCGGUACGGACCUGGAGUCAGCAGAGAGAUCGGCAUGGACCUUCAGAACCUCGGGGCUCAGAACGUUUGUCUGAUGACGGACAAGAACUUGUCUCACCUCCCUCCUAUGAAGGCCGUGCUGGAGUCUCUGGUUAGGAACGGAGUCAAUUACCAAGUGUUCGACAACGUCCGGGUGGAGCCCACCGACACCAGCUUCAAAGAAGCCAUCUCUUUUGCUAAAAACGGCUCGUUUGAUGUGUACGUGGCGGUGGGCGGUGGAUCAGUGAUUGACACCUGUAAAGCCGCCAACUUGUACGCGAGCCACCCUGACGCCGACUUCCUGGACUUCGUCAACGCUCCGAUCGGCAAAGGGAAGCCGGUGACGGGAGCGGUGAAGCCGCUCAUUGCAGUUCCGACGACUGCAGGGACCGGCAGCGAGACCACCGGAGUCGCCAUCUUUGACUACGAGCCUCUGAAGGCCAAAACAGGUAUCGCCAGCAGAGCCAUCAGACCCAUGCUGGGCAUCGUGGACCCGCUGCACACUCUCUCCAUGCCCGAGAGAGUGGCGGCCAACAGUGGCUUUGACGUCCUCUGUCACGCUCUGGAGUCGUACACCGCCCUGCCCUACGAGCAGAGGAGCCCCUGCCCCACCAACCCCAUCAACCGCCCCGCCUACCAGGGCAGCAACCCCAUCAGUGACGUCUGGUCCCGCCACGCCCUCAAUGUGGUCGCCAAGUACAUGAAGAGAGCCGUGCGGGAUCAGGAGGACCUGGAGGCCCGGUCCAGCAUGCACCUGGCCAGCGUGUUUGCUGGAAUCGGCUUUGGAAAUGCUGGAGUUCAUCUGUGUCAUGGGAUGUCAUAUCCAAUCGCAGGAAAUGUGAAGACUCACGCAGCCAAGGGCUACAGUGUGGAGCACCCCCUGGUGCCUCAUGGACUCUCGGUGGUGCUCACGUCUCCAGCCGUCUUUAACUUCACUGCGCCGAUGUGUCCGGAGCGCCACCUUGAGGCUGCAGAGAUCCUCGGUGCCGAUGUUCGACAGGUGAAGCUGGCGGACGCUGGUGCCGUUCUUGCCGACACGCUGCGUGAGUUCCUCUACGAUCUGCACGUGGAGGACGGACUGGGAGCUGUUGGAUACAGCCCGGAUGACAUCCCAGCGCUGGUGAAGGGAACUCUUCCUCAGGAGCGCGUCACCAAACUGUCUCCCAGAGCUCACACAGAGGAGGACCUGAGCCACCUCUUUGAAGCCUCCAUGAAGCUGUACUGAGGCCCCUGCAGCUGCGCUUCCUCCAGCGUCCACCAGAGGCCGCUGUUGUCUGCAGUAAGACUCCUCGGCAGCUAAAUCCAUCAGUCUGUCGUCAGGUGUUUCCUGUGUUCAGCCAAGUCAUGAUGAAAACCUCAGUCUUCAAUUAUGUGACUCAAAUCAAAUAUUUCUUUUUGGUUAAAAGCUUUUAAUAAAUAUUAAAGCAACCCGCUGCAUUGAUUCAGCAGCUCUAAAAGGUUUUGCAUUUUAAAUGACAUGAAUAUCCGUCCUCAAGCUGACUGAUUGUUAGAAGGUUUAAACGUUAAAUUAAAUCUCUGAAAAACAUAAUGAAAACAAGGACAGAGUUUUGUGAAACACUAACAGAACCAAGUUGCCUUAACUUUGAGUUUUUAAUCAAUUCUGAUUCUGUUUCUGUCAAAAUGUCAAUGUUUUUUUGUUAGUAUAAAGUGUGGAACUUUGUUUCAUGUCAUAAAAUGAUUUUACAAAGUUUGAUUAAAAAAAUCAUGCAUGUG